AUGUCUAAUAUACCAACCGACUCAGACAGUGACUCGGAUGUGGAAUUCGAGGAUGUGCCUCUAUCAUCUCGUCAGCGCGCAACAGAUGACACAGGUGCUUCAAUCCAUUCAGUCUCCUUCCAAACACCCCGACAGCCAUGGGUCCCAACACUCUUCUUAUCAGCUCAACGGGCCGAACCUAUCCGUCCCGGCUCGGAAGAAGAGACCCAGCUGCGUGGUCGGCUGAGUACGGGCAUAGAAAGGAUUAAUUAUCGCCAUAUGAAGUCUCAAAUGGGUAUGGAUGAGUCUAGUCCUGACUCUGGCGCUCAGGCUUCUGAGAGACGAUUCGAGGGUUUCGGGGAGUUGGCUGCUGAGGUUGGUGGGCUGGUUGAUAUACUUUGGGCUUCUGCGAGUCCUUCUAUCCAGGUUGAAGGCCUUAUCUCUCUAGCCGGAUUGACUGAAAUGGCUCUUUCAACUUACAAUUUCGACCCGGAAGCUACGCUAAACAUUCUACAUAAGUUUGAUGUUGUCUUCGCUGCUCUAUGUACGGGUCUACAUCCAAGUACUCAUACUCCCCUCCCUGGUAUAGUAGAUGGUCGUCCGCUCGUUACGCAGACGCAGAAGGUGCGCAUUCGAAGUUUAGCGGAGGGGACACGGACAAGGAUCUUUUCUUGUCUAAAUGAGGCGGAGUCGAAUGAUAAGAAUGGAUAUGUAAAUGGGAAUGGGAAUGGGAAGGUGGAUGAAAGUGAGGAAAAUAGCGAUAUUGAUGAUGAUGCUGCGCAUGUUUCUGCGCAGCCUUGGUUGAUGGAAGCGGCUGGUGUCUAUGAUAAGACAUUGAUGUUAUUGGCAGAUCAAGGGGAUGGGGCUGGGGGAGAGAUGCCGUUGGAGGGGGGUUGUUUUGCUGGUUGA
Messenger RNA from Penicillium angulare, 888 nucleotides. RefSeq lists its product as uncharacterized. NCBI's taxonomy places the organism in Eukaryota, Fungi, Ascomycota, Eurotiomycetes, Eurotiales, Aspergillaceae. The transcript is spliced from 2 exons. Bases 1 to 888 code for a protein of 295 amino acids. The record is from RefSeq and is a predicted model, not a curated record. Gene Ontology annotation, cellular component: transcription factor TFIIH holo complex.